ACAUCGAUGUUCGAUGAUCAUCGAUGUUGAAAGCAAAAACAUCGCUGUUUUAACAUCGAUAUUGCUAUACGAAAAAUAUCGUAACAUCGAUGUUAACGGCAUCUGUCAUCGAUGUUAACUCACGGCCUCACGCACGACACGACCAAUGCAACUUACGAAGUUACGAAACAAAAUAUGUCUUUUAUGAACGCAUCCACAACACAAAUCAAGUUUAUUUUGAACUUUGAACGCGUAUUCAUUCAUUCAGGGCGCACCGGUCGUUCCUUUUAUUCGUCGUACGUUCUUCGUCGUCUCCUCGCUCGCUCUCUCUCACUCCCCUGACCCCUCCCAUUCGUUUAUUGAUAAAAAAAUUUGUUGUGCGUGCGUCGGCUGUUUUAAUUUACUCAUUUGAUAGUAUUCUAUUAUUGUGCAUAUAAUAUUACGUGAAAUACAACAAUAUGUUAUGAAUGCUGUAUAUGAGAUAAAGAGAGCAUAGAGCAAAACAAUUAUCGUUUUCUUUCGCGCAAAAUUUGAAUGUCUCGGGCCAUAGACAAUUUAUCUCUUUUUUUACGGCUGUGGUGUGGAUUCUUACUGUUUUGCUUGCAUUGAAAAUAGUAUAUUAAGGUAAGGUGACAGAACAUUUUAUUUUGUGUAUUUUCUAUGAAUAUUUUUGCAUGUUCUGGUUAUUUCGAGUUCGUGUCUGAAUUUUAUUUAAAUUUCAUUGUUUGUUUUCAGGAAUACAGGAACAGAAUUAAAAAUGCCGCCAAAAAGUCGCUUUUGGGAAUUUUUUGAAAGACUUGAAAAUAAUGAAGCCAGAUGUCGGUCUUGCCAUAAAAUCAUAAAAACUUGUGGCAAUACCACAAAUCUUAAGUUGCACAUUGAAAAACUGCAUAGUUCAUUAUUAGGAAAAAAUAGCAACGAGGAGAACACAGUUCAUAAAACAGGCGCCAAGAGAUCAUUUAAGGAGACAUUCGUAAAACCUGUAAUGCCAACUGCUUCUACUUCUGCUGAGAUAAUCGCACCUGUCUCUGCUUUACAUGAAAAUAGUUCAGUUGAUUCUGAUUGUAGUUUUAAUGCAAGUGACAUAAGUGCAUCGUCUAUUCGCACAAAAAUAUUUCAGCCGACAGUAAAUCAAAGUUUCAGGAGCAUAUCUGAAUUUUCUGAAAAUGGAGCUAAAGGAAUUCGCCUUACAAAUGCUAUCUUGUUUAUGAUUUGCAAAGAUUCACAGCCGUUCCAAAUGGUUGAAAAUGAAGGAUUUCUAAACUUAAUGAAAGCAGCUGCACCUCUGUAUAAAGUCCCAUCCAGGCAUACUUUCAAGAAAAUGCUAGAGAACCGAUAUGAAGUUACACAGAAUCUUUUUAAAAAUAAAAUCAAAGGCCUACGUAGUAAUAUUACCCUGACAACCGACAUAUGGACGGAUACCAUGCAGACUAGGAGUUUUCUUGGUGUCACUAUACACUUUUAUGACGAAGAACGUAUGGCAAUGGCAUCAGUCACUCUAGGAGUUUAUGAGUUAGCCGAAUCACAUACUGCUGAAUACAUUGGAAGAAUGCUGUUGCAGACAUGUCAUGAAUGGUGUAUAGAUCCAGAAAAAGUAUCCGCUGUGGUAACUGAUGGAGGAGCAAAUGUUGUUAAAGCUGUAGAUAUCUCAUUUGGAAAAAAAUGCCAUAUUAUUUGCUUUGCUCACUUAAUUAAUUUGGUAGCUCAAAAAUCAAUCGCAAAAACAAAGGAAUUGCCAGAAUUAAUUGGAUCUGUCAAAAGGAUUGUCACUUGGUUUAAGCAUAGUGUAGUGGCGAGUGAUGAAUUACGAAAGCAUUCUGAUCUAAAAUUAAUACAAGAAGUCAGCACUCGCUGGAAUUCCACUUUUUAUAUGGUGGAAAGAUUUUUAGAACUGCGACCAACAAUUAAUCAAAUUGUUAAUUGCCAUACAAGUGCUCCUCCAAUGAUAACUGCAAAAGGUAUUGAAGAGUUGACUGAAAUUUUUGAAGUUUUACGCCCUAUAGAAGUUGCUACUAAAGAAAUCUGUGGAGAAGACUACGUUACCAGCAGCAAAGUUAUUCCCAUAACACGAAUGCUAAACUUAAAAAUGAGCAACAUUAAAACAAACAGUUCUAUGGGUCAGGAUCUUAAGCAGAACAUAAUGACUGAAAUCAGUAAACGCUUGUUACCCUCGGAACAUGUUCAAAUACUUGCUUUAUCUACAUUGCUAGACCCAAGGUUCAAAAAUAUUCACUUUCAAGACCGCAUAGCAUGUUCGAAAGCAGUCAAAUUAGUCAAAGAAUUACUAACUACUACAACGGAAGCAGAAGUAAUUGAAGAAGUUAUGAGUGGUUCGCCAGAUCCAACAGAAGAAUUUAAUUUGUGGAGCGAACAUUAUAAACUUGUAAAUGUCAAAAACUCUACGCCUUCCCCUCAUGAUCACGAAAUGCCUUCCGAGUUAAGCUACUUUUUGAAAAAUACAGUAUCUGAUCUUAAACAAGAUCCUAUCCAAGUUUGGAAUAAUGUCAUCGGUUCCACUUACCCGAAAUUAAAAAUAAUAGCGCUGAAAUAUUUGAGUACUAUCGCGACAUCAACGCCAUCUGAAAGACUGUUUUCAAAAGCUGGCUCUACUCUUUAUCAACAAAGAAAUAGAUUAAAAGGUUCUUCUUUAUCAAAAUUACUCUUCCUGCAGUCAAUUGAUAAAAAAUAUUGGAAUAUGUAAUCAUUUGAUCUCUUUCUUAAUAAAUUCCGAACUUUUA
Messenger RNA from Amyelois transitella, 2717 nucleotides. Its product is annotated as zinc finger BED domain-containing protein 4-like. The coding region runs from base 737 to 2680 and encodes 647 amino acids. The transcript has 2 exons. NCBI's taxonomy places the organism in Eukaryota, Metazoa, Arthropoda, Insecta, Lepidoptera, Pyralidae. Gene Ontology annotation, molecular function: protein dimerization activity; DNA binding. The record is from RefSeq and is a predicted model, not a curated record.